This is a messenger RNA of Nylanderia fulva, 3283 nucleotides long. Its product is annotated as pyruvate dehydrogenase phosphatase regulatory subunit, mitochondrial. The record is from RefSeq and is a predicted model, not a curated record. Gene Ontology annotation, molecular function: protein binding. Gene Ontology annotation, cellular component: mitochondrion. NCBI's taxonomy places the organism in Eukaryota, Metazoa, Arthropoda, Insecta, Hymenoptera, Formicidae.
CUUGUUCUUCUUUCGCUUUCAUUCGCUUUCUCCCUCUCUCUCUUUUCAACAAAAUUUCGAAUGUAGAAGAGGCAAGGGGGACGUAGAAAUGUCGCAGUUGUCGAAAGCGGCUAUAACCUUUCUUUAUCAGUGUUGUGAUUACUAAGAUAUCUAAAGAUAAUAUUUAACUUUUUGUGGUAAAGAGACGAGGAAGGAUAAUUUAGCUUCAAUAAAAAAAUGGAUAAACUCUAGGUCAAAUGUAUGGCAGAUUAAAAAAUUAAAAAAGUUGUAUUAUAAUUACUGAUUAAAAACGUCAAAAACACGAAACAUGUAUAUGGAAGAAAAAUUGUGCGAGCAUAUUUAUUUUUUUGUAACCCGAGAGGAAUGAUAGAAGAAUUUUAAAAGGCUCAUUUUUUUUACAUCAGCUGAAACAAAUCAAAAUGUGGAAACGAUCCAAAUUGUUGUAUGAUAGAUGCGCGUCGCAGAAGAGCAGAGUCUUUUCUCGCAGUCAUAAAACGGCGGAAGUUAUUACGAAACUCGCCGGUGCAACAUCAGAAGACUCUGAGUAUGCACUUCCUAAAGAAGCGCGAGUUGUCAUAUGUGGAGGUGGAGUUAUGGGUGGUGCUGUUGCGUAUCACUUAUCUCUCAUAGGAUUGGGACCGGAGACUGUUUUAGUAGAAAGCGGCAGACUAGGAGGUGGAACAACAUGGCAUGCGUCAGGAUUAGUGGGAGCCUUCAAGCCCAGUCUAGCGCAAGUGAAACUUGCUCAAGACAGUAUUGCCCUGUACGAGGAAUUGGAGAAGAAAGGUCUCUCUACAGGCUGGAAGCAAUGUGGCAGUCUUUGUUUGGCAAGGACGAGAGAUCGUAUGGUCUCAUUCAGGAGAAUGAAGGCACAAUCUGUGUCACGUGAUAUCGAGUGUCACUUAGUUUCGCCAGAAGAAAUCCAGGAUCUAUGUCCAUUAUUACACACUGAAGAUCUAGUUGGAGGAUUAUGGAUUCCAAAUGAUGGGGUUGGUGAUCCAUAUCAAAUUUGUUUGACAUUGAUCGAAGAAGCGCGACAAAAAGGUGUCACAGUAUUAGAGAAUUGUGCAGUUACAAAAGUUAUUAAUCAGAGUGGCCAAGUAAAAGCAGUGGAAACAACACAGGGUACCAUUGCAUGCCAACAUUUUGUAAACUGUGCUGGAUUUUGGGCACGAAAUGUGGGUAAAUUAAGCGAGCCAUAUGUAAAGGUACCACUUCAUCCAGUAGAACAUUAUUAUUUACACACUCAACCUAUUGCUAAUUUAGAUCCGAUGACACCCGUUAUACGCGAUCUGGACGGAUAUACCUAUUUUCGAGAGAACGACGGACGACUGUUGGCCGGUGGUUUCGAGCCAGUCGCGAAACCAGCGUUCGAGGACGGUGUGAUUCCUGAGGGCACAGACAAGCGAUUUUUACCAGAAGAUUGGGAUCACUUUCACAUUUUAUUGGAACAGAUGUUACUUCGAAUUCCCAGUUUGGGAAACGCAGUCCUGGAGAGACUCUGCAAUGGACCGGAAGCGUUUUCCCCGGAUUGCAGAUGGAUCGUAGGAGAGGCUCCAGAAAUACGUAAUUAUUACAUCGCUGCCGGAAUGAAAACGGUCGGAAUAUCCGCUGCUGGCGGAGUCGGUCGCGCUACGGCGGAACUGAUAGUCAACGGAUCAACCUCGCUGGAUAUGUACGAAUUGGAUGUCUCGCGUUUUCUGGGACUGCAUAAUAAUCGCAAGUUCCUGCGCGAUCGGGUGCGAGAGGUCCCCGGAAUGCAUUACGCUCUGCAGUAUCCGCAUCACGAGUUCAAAACCGGAAGGAACUUGAGGAUGUCGCCGAUCUAUCCGAAACUGAGAGACGCAGGCGCCGUUUUCGGUCAGGUCAUGGGUUACGAGAGACCGUCCUGGUUCCAACUGGACGAUGAUUGCGAUUUGGAGUUCCCCGAUGGUUUUCAAAGAUACAAAGUAGCUUACACGAAUACCUUCGGUAAGCCUCCUUGGUUCGACGCAGUCGCCCAAGAAUAUGCAGCUUGCAGAGAAGCGAUCGGUCUCAGCGACUAUUCCUCCUUCACCAAGAUCGACUUAUGGUCGAAUGAUACGGAAGUCGUGGAUCUAUUGCAGUAUUUGUGCUCAAACGACGUUGAUGUGCCUGUGGGAAGUAUUAUUCAUACCGGUAUGCAGAAUCAUCAGGGCGGUUACGAGAAUGAUUGUAGUUUAGCGCGAAUCGCACCGAAUCAUUACAUGAUGAUCGCCCCGACUAUUCAACAAACACGUUGCAAAACCUGGAUCCACCGUCACUUGCCAGCGGAUGGUUCAGUUGCCGUAUCAGAUGUUACAUCGGCAUACACCGCGAUUUGCAUAAUGGGACCGGCCACCAGACAGCUGCUGACCGAAUUGACAGACGUGGAUUUAAAUCCGAAGAACUUUCCGUUUUUCACGUUUAAGGAGUUGGAUGUUGGACUUGCCAAUGGCAUCCGGACGAUGAAUCUAACGCACACCGGAGAACUUGGCUACGUUCUGUAUAUUCCAAACGAGUUUGCACUGCACGUUUACACGAGGUUGAUAGACGCUGGAGCAAAGUACGGGGUGAAACACGCUGGUUAUUACGCGACGAGGGCUUUGCGCGUCGAGAAAUUUUAUGCAUUUUGGGGACAAGACUUGGAUACCUUCACAACUCCUUUGGAAUGCGGAAGAUCGUGGAGAGUGAAAUUCGAUAAGGGAGUCGACUUCAUUGGUAGGGACGCUCUUCUGAGGCAGCGCGAGCAAGGAGUCAAGCGCAAAUACGUGCAAUUGCUGUUGAACGAUCACGAUCCCGAGUUGGAUAAUUGGAGCUGGGGCGGCGAACCUAUUUAUCGAAACGGAAAGUAUUGCGGGAUGACCACGACGACGGGUUACGGAUUCACUUUCAAGAAACAGGUGUGUCUUGGAUUUGUGCAAAAUUUGGAUUCGGAGGGUCAGCCGCAGGAAGUGACGAACGAAUACGUAUUGUCGGGCGAUUACGAGGUGAACGUCGCGGGCAUCAUGUUUCCCGCAAAGUGCCACUUGCACAGUCCGAAUCUACCGACCAAGUUCCCUGAUAAAGAGAGAGACGCUUAUCACGCUACGCGCGACCAGCAACUUUUGUGAUCCGAGCGAUAAAUGUCUCGAAUAUAUGUGUACGUACACUAUUUACGACAUUGAUUCGUUCAGUUUUCCUACGGGAGGUUGUGGGAAAAAUGUAUACUUGUAAUAGGCUUCCAAUCAUCACUGAUUAUCACAAUUGAUUAAAGGAAAUUGAAUAUUUAAUAUGAUAUAUAUAU